CUCUAUGUAUAUAAAGAUGGCCACGUUAGCAAACGGACAGGCUGACAACGCGAGCCUCAGUACCAACGGGCUCGGCAGCAGCCCGGGCAGCGCCGGGCACAUGAACGGAUUAAGCCACAGCCCGGGGAACCCGUCGACCAUUCCCAUGAAGGACCACGAUGCCAUCAAGCUGUUCAUUGGGCAGAUCCCCCGCAACCUGGACGAGAAGGACCUCAAGCCCCUCUUCGAGGAGUUCGGCAAGAUCUACGAGCUUACGGUUCUGAAGGACAGGUUCACAGGCAUGCACAAAGGCUGCGCUUUCCUCACCUACUGCGAGCGUGAGUCAGCGCUGAAGGCCCAGAGCGCGCUGCACGAGCAGAAGACCCUGCCCGGGAUGAACCGGCCGAUCCAGGUGAAGCCUGCGGACAGCGAGAGCCGAGGAGAUAGAAAACUCUUCGUGGGCAUGCUCAACAAGCAGCAGUCUGAGGACGACGUGCGCCGCCUCUUCGAGGCCUUCGGGAACAUCGAAGAGUGCACCAUCCUGCGCGGGCCCGACGGCAACAGCAAGGGGUGCGCCUUUGUCAAGUACUCUUCCCACGCGGAGGCGCAAGCCGCCAUCAACGCGCUGCACGGCAGCCAGACCAUGCCGGGAGCCUCAUCCAGUCUGGUGGUCAAGUUCGCGGACACUGACAAGGAGCGCACGAUGCGGCGAAUGCAGCAGAUGGCUGGCCAGAUGGGCAUGUUCAACCCCAUGGCCAUCCCGUUCGGAGCCUACGGCGCCUACGCACAGGCACUGAUGCAGCAGCAAGCGGCACUAAUGGCAUCAGUCGCACAGGGUGGCUACCUGAACCCUAUGGCUGCCUUCGCCGCCGCCCAGAUGCAGCAGAUGGCAGCCCUCAACAUGAACGGCUUGGCAGCCGCACCCAUGACCCCAACCUCAGGUGGCAGCACCCCUCCGGGCAUCACUGCACCAGCUGUGCCUAGCAUCCCGUCCCCCAUUGGGGUGAACGGCUUCACCGGCCUCCCCCCACAGGCCAAUGGGCAGCCUGCUGCGGAAGCCGUUUUUGCCAACGGCAUUCACCCCUACCCAGCGCAGAGCCCCACCGCCGCGGACCCCCUGCAGCAGGCCUACGCUGGAGUGCAGCAGUAUGCAGGUCCCGCCUACCCUGCUGCCUAUGGUCAGAUAAGCCAGGCCUUUCCUCAGCCACCUCCAAUGAUCCCCCAGCAACAGAGAGAAGGGCCCGAGGGCUGUAACCUGUUCAUCUACCAUCUGCCCCAGGAGUUUGGGGACGCUGAGCUGAUGCAGAUGUUCCUCCCUUUCGGUAAUGUCAUCUCCUCGAAAGUGUUUGUGGAUCGGGCGACUAACCAAAGUAAAUGCUUUGGUGGGUAAAGAUAACAAACCAACUAGCUUCACCUAGGACAGGGUGGUGCUUGCACCAAUUUACCGGUGUCCAACUGC
Molecule: messenger RNA, 1438 nt
Organism: Miniopterus natalensis
Lineage: Eukaryota; Metazoa; Chordata; Mammalia; Chiroptera; Miniopteridae
Source: RefSeq, a predicted model, not a curated record